UUUACCUGGUCCAAUAGUUACACCCAUUGUUUGGUAUUCACCUUAUAUAACAUGUAAAUUGGAGUAAUUAACAAUCCAUAAAUUAGAUAAUCUUUUCAAUUAAUGUACCUUAGCUCAGUUGGAGGUACAAUUAGUUAAUCAACAAUCAGCAACAAUGGAGAUUAAGUUAAUCAAAAUGAAUAAUUUAUUUAUAGUUUUCAAUUGUGCUUUUUUCUUGCUUUGUAUAAAUAAAGUUAAUUCACUAGAAUGUUAUGUUUGCUCCAAUCAAGAAGAUAAUAAGGAUAAAUGUGUGGAAACAGUUAAAAAUUGUGACGUUGGUCAAGAUCGGUGCUUGUCUCAAAUCCGAUGGGGAAGUACACCUUAUUGGGCUCCCAGUGGAGAGAAACAAUAUUACAUUACCAAGAAAUGCGCUUCCAAAGAGAUUUGUGAUCAACAGUAUAAGAAACACUUAUCCCGAUGUGAUCGCAUUUGGUACAAUGAUUGGGAAUGUGUUGAGUGUUGUACUGGUGAUAGAUGUAAUUACUAUGUAACUCUCAAAUCAUCUUCUACUUAUCCAAACAUUUUUAUCGUCGCAAUUUCCGCUUUUGUUGCUCUGACUCUCUUCAAAUGAUCUGAUACUCAAUUGUAUUCAUUCAAUGUGAAAUUGAUAAUCAAACCUUAUCAACUACCGUCCAAUUCAAUGAAUCAAAGGCUUAAUCAAUUACUCAGUAUGAGAAUCAAUUGAUUUCCUUUUGGCUCUGUGAACUCUUUUUAUACCUGAUUUAUUAUCAGAAAAAUAAUCCAACAUAAUAAGGUACAAUUAAGAAACUGUAUAUAAACAAUUACUAUCUGCAUGAUUUUCUUAAUUUUUACAAUGCUUUUUGCCUUAAUCAAUUGAAUUGUCGCAAUUUAAUAGCUCUGACAUCUUGGCCUUUCGUUUUGUAGCCUUAAAUUUAUAAUAAUUGGCAAACUUUUCGUGCAACUUACAAUCAAUUAUCUCAUCAAAAUCAAUGUAACCAUUCACAAAGUGCACUCUAAAUACUCAAGAAAUUAACAAUUUCCUUUCUAUGAUCACAAUAAAAUAAUCAAUAACUUUA
Panonychus citri (citrus red mite) is the source of this 1076-nucleotide messenger RNA. RefSeq lists its product as uncharacterized. Lineage: Eukaryota; Metazoa; Arthropoda; Arachnida; Trombidiformes; Tetranychidae. The record is from RefSeq and is a predicted model, not a curated record. Bases 155 to 610 code for a protein of 151 amino acids. The transcript is spliced from 4 exons.